CGGAAGUUUCCCUUCUCACUUCCGGUGCGGCCGCGGGAAGAAGACCGGGAGUUGAGAGGAGGAGGAGGGGGGGGGGAAAGCGGCUCGCACCGGCUGCCUCAGCUGAACUCCCCGCGAAGCUCUUUCUUGCGUCGCCUGACGGAACCCGGCCCGGGAUCCCCGCCUCUCUCCGCCCGUGGGCCCCCCACCCGGAAGUGCGACUCGCAGCUUCCGGUCGGGUCCUCUCUUGCCCUUCUCUUUCUCUUCCUCCUCCCCCUCUUUCGGCCUCCCUCCCCUCCCCCCCCGCCCCCCCCCCGGAGCGGCUCUCCCAAAAUGGCGCCGCUGGACUUGGACAAGUACGUCGAGAUAGCGAGGCUCUGCAAGUACCUGCCCGAGAACGACCUCAAGCGGUUGUGCGACUAUGUUUGUGACCUCCUCCUGGAAGAAUCGAACGUGCAGCCGGUUUCUACCCCUGUUACCGUCUGCGGUGACAUUCAUGGACAGUUUUAUGAUCUAUGUGAAUUAUUCAGAAAUGGAGGUCAGGUUCCCGACACAAACUACAUAUUUAUGGGUGAUUUUGUAGACCGAGGCUAUUACAGUCUAGAGACAUUUACUUAUCUUCUUGCCCUGAAAGCAAAGUGGCCGGAUCGAAUCACGCUCCUGCGUGGGAAUCAUGAAAGCAGACAGAUCACCCAAGUCUAUGGAUUUUAUGAUGAAUGCCAGACAAAAUACGGUAACGCAAACGCCUGGAGAUACUGCACUAAAGUCUUCGACAUGCUCACGGUAGCAGCGUUGAUAGAUGAACAGAUCCUCUGCGUGCACGGAGGCCUUUCUCCAGACAUCAAAACACUGGACCAGAUCCGAACCAUCGAGCGGAACCAAGAGAUUCCCCACAAAGGGGCUUUCUGUGACCUCGUCUGGUCCGACCCAGAGGAUGUGGACACCUGGGCCAUUAGUCCUCGAGGAGCUGGGUGGCUUUUUGGUGCUAAAGUCACCAAUGAGUUUGUCCACAUCAACAACUUAAAACUGAUCUGCCGAGCCCACCAGCUGGUCCAUGAAGGGUAUAAAUUUAUGUUCGACGAGAAGCUGGUAACGGUCUGGUCUGCUCCAAACUACUGCUACCGCUGUGGAAAUAUCGCCUCCAUCAUGGUCUUCAAAGACGUCAACACGCGGGAACCGAAGCUGUUCCGGGCCGUCCCGGAUUCCGAACGCGUCAUCCCGCCGAGAACCACCACGCCGUAUUUCCUCUGAGAGAACCUCCUCCAGCCCUCCCUCCUCUCUUUGUGACGUACAUCCUAUGGAGCACUUUGCUGCUGAAAUGCUUUUGUUUUUUUAAUUAUUUUUAAAUUAUCUAAAUGUAUUGUACAUGGUCCAUAGCGUUGCGUUUUCUUAAGCCUGCCUUUUCCCCAUUUGCGUCGCCUCCCUUUUCUAAGAUUGCUUUUGAAAUGUCCCACAAGCACUUAAACUUUGUCGUAUAUAUGACAGGUAUAUAUGACAAGAGAUAUAUAUCUAUAUAUAUAUCUAUUUAGUGCUUUUGAUUCCCUGUUUCUGUGUUUUGUUUUUAGGGAAAACUCUUUCCCUUUGAAAUAAAAUCAAAUAAAAGCAGAGCAAGACGUCAGAACUAGCCUGAUUCUCCUUUAUUCCGUUCAGGAGUUGGCUUUUGGGGGGGGGGAGGGGUGUUCUUUUGUUUGUUUUGGAUAAGGUUGUUAAGAUAUUUCAGCAGCAAAGUUGAAUUUAAUAUGCAUUUUGGGACUUUGUUAGUCCAACUUCAGGGCAUAUCCUUAGGCUGUAACGGUGGGCUGGCCUUGUUUAUAUUUUAAAUCAUAAGUGGUUUAGGAAACUGCCCCUUAUAUAUAGAUAUAUAUAUUUUCUUUCAGCUUUGUUUUUAUGUUUAGGGUUCCAAGUGAAACAGGAAACCCAUUACAGGUAUUUGAAUUUGUACAUUAAAAUAACUGUUCUGAUUUUUUCUCAGAUACCUUGUAUUUUUAAUAAAAGUGAUAAUCUUGAA
This is a messenger RNA of Thamnophis elegans (Western terrestrial garter snake), 1987 nucleotides long. RefSeq names its product protein phosphatase 6 catalytic subunit (gene PPP6C). The transcript has 7 exons. NCBI's taxonomy places the organism in Eukaryota, Metazoa, Chordata, Lepidosauria, Squamata, Natricidae. The coding region runs from base 313 to 1230 and encodes 305 amino acids. Gene Ontology annotation, molecular function: protein serine/threonine phosphatase activity. Gene Ontology annotation, biological process: peptidyl-serine dephosphorylation; G1/S transition of mitotic cell cycle. The record is from RefSeq and is a predicted model, not a curated record. Gene Ontology annotation, cellular component: cytoplasm.